Messenger RNA from Mollisia scopiformis, 435 nucleotides. Its product is annotated as UPF0047-domain-containing protein. Lineage: Eukaryota; Fungi; Ascomycota; Leotiomycetes; Helotiales; Mollisiaceae. The record is from RefSeq and is a predicted model, not a curated record. The coding region runs from base 1 to 435 and encodes 144 amino acids. The transcript has 2 exons.
AUGUCCUGGUCACAGAAAAGCUUCACUCUGCCUGCGAAAUCGAGAGGUUCAUACCUGAUUACCGAUACGGUGGUUAAAGAGCUGCCGGAGAUCAAAGAUUAUAAGGUUGGAUUGCUGAAUCUGUUCAUUCAACAUACGUCUUGUGCGUUGAGCUUGAAUGAGAAUUGGGAUUCGGAUGUUAGGGAGGAUAUGAGUGAUGCGUUGGACAGGAUUGCGCCGGAAGAUAAAGAGGGAGAGUUGUAUAGGCAUAGUGCUGAGGGGUUGGAUGAUAUGCCUGCACACAUUAAAUCGGCAUUGAUUGGAGCGAGUGUUACGGUACCAAUUAGCAACGGGAAGCUGGCUACAGGAACGUGGCAAGGGAUUUGGUACCUGGAAUUCAGAGCGUACAAGCAUUCGAGGAAGGUUGUUGCCACGAUACAGGGAGAGAAGAUGUGA